Molecule: messenger RNA, 1404 nt
Organism: Budorcas taxicolor (takin)
Lineage: Eukaryota; Metazoa; Chordata; Mammalia; Artiodactyla; Bovidae
Product: dipeptidase 2-like
Exons: 10
Coding region: 1-1404 (467 amino acids)
Biological process (GO): proteolysis
Molecular function (GO): metallodipeptidase activity
Source: RefSeq, a predicted model, not a curated record
AUGCCAAGUGGGGGCCUCGAACAUCCCCACAUGCUCACCCAGCGGCCUCUGCUGCUCCUGCUGUGGCUGCUGUUGCAGCUGGUAACCCGCGCCCAAACAGCACCGGAUGCCCCUAUCGCCCUGACCAGUCUGGACACCUCCAGCACACUGAGUCUGGGGGAGCGUGCGCGGGCCCUGAUGCGGGACUUCCCGCUUGUGGAUGGCCACAACGACAUGCCCCUGGUCCUGAGGCAGUUUAACCGCAAGGGCCUACAAGAUGUUAAUCUGCGCAAUUUCAGCCACGGCCAGACCAGCUUGGACCGGCUUAAAGAUGGUCUCGUGGGUGCCCAGUUCUGGUCAGCCUACGUCCCAUGCCAGACCCAGAAACGGGAUGCUGUGCGCCUCACCCUAGAGCAGAUUGAUCUCAUCCACCGCAUGUGUGCCUCCUAUUCUGAGCUGGAGCUUGUGACCUCAGUUAAAGCUCUGAAUGGUACCCGGAAGUUGGCUUGCCUCAUUGGUGUGGAGGGUGGCCACUCACUGGACAGCAGCCUCUCCGUCUUGCGUGCCUUCUAUAUGCUGGGUGUGCGCUACCUGACACUCACGCACACCUGCAACACGCCCUGGGCAGAGAGCUCAGCUAAAGGCAUCCACCCCUUCUACAGAGAUGUCAGUGGGCUGACCAGCUUCGGUGAGAAGGUGGUGGCAGAAAUGAACCGUCUGGGCAUGAUGGUGGACUUGUCCCAUGUCUCAGAUGCCGUGGCACGACGAGCCCUGGAAGUAUCGCAGGCACCUGUGAUCUUCUCCCACUCGGCUGCCCGGGCUGUGUGCAAGAGCACCCGGAAUGUUCCUGAUGACAUCCUACAGCUUUUGAAGAACAAUGGUGGCAUCGUGAUGGUGUCUUUGUCCGUGGGGGUGUUACAGUGCAACCCGCUAGCCAACGUGUCUACUGUGGCAGAUCACUUUGACCACAUCAGGGCUGUCAUUGGAUCCAAGUUCAUUGGGAUUGGAGGAGAUUAUGAUGGGGCUGGCCGGUUCCCACAGGGUCUGGAGGAUGUGUCCACAUACCCAGUACUCAUAGAGGAGUUGCUGAGGCGAGGCUGGAGUGAGGAAGAGCUCUGGGGCGUCCUUCGCGGAAAUCUGCUGCGGGUCUUCAGCCGGGUAGAGCAGGUUCGGGAGGAAAACAAGGGACAGAGUCCCUCAGAGGAUGAGUUCCCAGAUGAGCAGCUGGGGAGCUCCUGCCGCUCCGUGCUCUCGCAUCUGCAGCAGAGAGAGAACCUGGCUCAAGACCAGAGACUAAGCAGAACUCCAAGGCAUGGGAAUCCUAUUUUGUCAACUAUGCGGUCAUUCUCAAAAUCUUCCCCCAACACAGCCCCAGGCCUCACAGUUAUUGCUGCCUUCCUGGUCCUCAUUCUUUGGCUCUGGUGA